Messenger RNA from Ruditapes philippinarum (Manila clam), 1766 nucleotides. RefSeq lists its product as uncharacterized. Bases 168 to 1766 code for a protein of 532 amino acids. NCBI's taxonomy places the organism in Eukaryota, Metazoa, Mollusca, Bivalvia, Venerida, Veneridae. The record is from RefSeq and is a predicted model, not a curated record. The transcript is spliced from 7 exons.
GACUGGGCCAACGCAUUUCAUCUACAAACAAUAACUGUUGUAUUAUUGAUGGAAACCAAUCUAAAUGCAGACGAUGCACGUGUGAGGCAAACGAGCAAGUGUAAAUAAAUGAGAAAUACAAAUAACUGUAUGACCAGUGCAUAUGUUUAAAGAUUGUCAAACAUAUAAUGGAAGUUAAGAACGUGAGGUGCUGUGACACAGCAGCCUUAGUGGCACUCAUUAACAUGCUGAAAGUGAACCUGAGUUCAACACCUGAGAUUUACAAUACACUUUUAGCUGUGCUUUGUGACUUUGAUCCAUGUAAACUUGGCAGCAGAGAUAGAACUGUGAGAUAUAUUCGCUUGUUAAUCACAGACAAAGUACUAGCUAACUGUCUUCUUAUGUCACUUCCACAAGCCUCCGAAGAACUACAGAAUCUACCGUUUUACACCGGAUCCCUGCCAGAUAUGAGGAGAGCUCUAAAACAAAAGUUUCAAGGAAUGAAAGUAAGUGUACAGUCCCCAAAAAGAAGAUCUGAAGAGCCUAGUAGUGUACCUGCUGAUGCCUUAAAUCAGAAUAUAACGGUGAUUGUUACAGAUCAAGACCAGACAAAGCUUAUUACAGUAGAUGAAACAAAUGAUCCUAAUAAAGUACGGACAGAACUGGAUCCAUGUUCACCUUUCCAUGGCAGAAAUAAGAAAACAACUGCAACAAUAAUACCAUCUUCUCAACCUAAACCUGUUAUCACAUUUACCAAGUCUUCAUUAGCAAGCUCAAGCCAAGACACACUAGCUAUGAUGAAUUUAAGCAACCCUGUGAUAAACAAUGUCACUAAUCAACCACCUGUCACACUCAUUUUGGAUGCUCAGAGUCAAAGUUCAGCUGCUAAGGUGUCUAAAAAUGCAUCACAGAGUAGAUUGGAUGAUUUAGUGGCACUGGUUAAAUCUAGAAGCAACAGUAAACAUGCUACAGUGCAAGAAUGUGUUACUACAUCAGCUGAAGUUCCUGUGACAAAUGUUUGUCCCAGACCUGUCUAUUACGCGGGAUCAGAUAUGAACUAUUCAUUAUUAUGGGGACAAAGAGAGCAGCCCUUUUCACAAAACUGUAAACAAAAUACAAACCCUAUCUCUCAAGCUAGAUUGCAAACUCCUCUGGUACCAUUAUUAUAUCAGCCUUAUACAUACCCAGUACAAGGAAGUGCAAGUUACCAAUCCUGCUUGGCUGGGUAUGCAGCAAAUUCUUUGUUACCAUGGACACCAUUGACCUAUUUUCAAGGUUAUACCCCUAAUCCUCAUUACCCAACUGCACCUCUUCAUUUUGGUCAGCUAUCAUCCACAUCAGGUAUUGAUGCUACACUCGAUUUGUCCUUGAAGAAAAAACCUGAAUCUCAAACUCAAUCAAGGCACAGUGACAAUAAUGGGAAUAGCAAUGAAAAUAAUAAGAAAAAAACAAGUCAAAAAAGAAGUGCUUCAGUAUCAACUGUCCCAAAUGAAAAUGAAAUCCUACAGCCAAAACAGAAGGUAAGAAAAACGUCGACUGAAACACCAGAAAGAAGUAUGUCACCUUAUAUAAAGGAAACGGCAAAAUGCCAACCAGCUUUGAACAAAACAGCGUCAUACCUGAGCUCAGGAGAUGAUCGCAAGAGUAUAGAUGAGAGGCCAAACAGUCUUAAAGCAUUGCAAGAAUUAACUUUAAGAAUAGAUGGAAAUAUGGAAAUAUGGGAGUCAGUUCAACACAAAGUCAAAAUCUCCUGUCUUCAAGGAGGUUCUUGUCAACUGGAAGUAUAA